Molecule: messenger RNA, 1089 nt
Organism: Lycium ferocissimum
Lineage: Eukaryota; Viridiplantae; Streptophyta; Magnoliopsida; Solanales; Solanaceae
Exons: 2
Coding region: 1-1089 (362 amino acids)
Molecular function (GO): zinc ion binding; nucleic acid binding
Source: RefSeq, a predicted model, not a curated record
AUGAAAGAUGCUAUACGUUUGUUAACUCAAAUACUUGCCACCCAGGCUGGACAACAGGAUAGGAGUCACGAGUAUCCAGAUAGGGCUGCUAGCGCCAGGGCACGAGAUUUUCUUACAUUAAGUCCCCCAGAAUUUAAGGGCACGGACCCUAAUGCUGAUCCUCAGGAGUUCAUAGAUGGUAUGCAGCGUACUUUAAAUGUGAUGCAGGCAUCAGCCACGGAAUCUGUUGAGUUAGCCUCUUAUAGGCUGCAGGGCAUAGCAAUUAAUUGGUAUCAGUCUUGGAGAUUAUCGAGGGGUAGUGAUGCCCUUCCGCCGACUUGGCGGGAAUUCUCAGAUGCCUUUUUACGCCACUAUAUGCCACCCGAAUUGAAGCGGGCAAGGGUUGAUAAGUUUCUUAACUUGCGACAGGGUAACAUGUCUGUUAGAGAAUAUAGUGUGGAGUUUGAUUCCUUAGCCAGAUAUGCCCCUACUAUUGUGCAGGAAAUGGAAGAUAGAGUUCACCGAUAUGGAGCAGAGGAUCGUAAGCGCCAACGAGAGGCUACUUCAGAGCAGGGUGGUAGUCAGCCCAAGAGGGCCAAGACAGAAGGUCGGAGUAAGGGUUCCACUAGCGAGAGCAGGCCCCAGUAUAGCGCACCUUCACAGUUUCGUGGACCUCAGCGGGGUAGAGAGACAAUUCCUCGGCCAGGACAGAGCUCUUCCUAUACAUCGGGCCCUCAGCAGCAGGCAUGGUCGGGGCAAGAGGUGAUGGCCCCUCCUCGAUGCGCGACUUGCGGAAGGCGUCAUGUAGGACAAUGCCGACGGGGUGUGUGUUAUACUUGUGGUGAUCCGACCCAUUAUGCUAGAGAUUGUCCACAAGGAGUGGGCCAUACUGUUCCCGGAAACUCGGUAGCAGCGUCGUCACCUUCGGUAAGAGCCCCCGAGACAGGACCUCAGACUUCUUCCGGCCGAGGUAGGGGCGGAGGUAGAGCACCUAGCUCCAAUGCAGGCCCACAUCGUAUCUAUGCACUAGGUGGGAGACCAGGUCCCGAGGCACCGCAGGAUGCACCACCAGGUAAUCUAAAUUCUGUAGUUGCUUGUCUUAAUCAAUGA